CUCCAAAUUCGGACCUAAACCCCUACUUAUUGGUUUUUGCUUCAAUUUCGAAUUACGGCAGUGCUGAACUCCAUUCUCGUUCGGCCGUGGACUUGUUUCUCCAGCUCUCUCUUUCUCCGGCGAAAUCGAGUAAUUCCUGGCAGCUGAACCCGUGAAAGACACAGCAAACCAACGAGAAUCUUCCUAUAGAGAUACGAAAAUGUUGUUUUUUUCAUACUUCAAGGACCUGGUGGGCAGAGAAGUGACAGUGGAACUGAAGAAUGAUUUGGCUAUCCGAGGCACGCUCCAUUCAGUUGAUCAGUAUCUCAACAUUAAGCUCGAAAACACAAAGGUCGUCGAUCAAGACAAGUUCCCUCACAUGCUUUCAGUGAGGAACUGCUUCAUCAGAGGAUCGGUGGUGAGAUAUGUCCAGUUACCUCCCGAGGGAGUUGACAUUGAGCUGCUUCAUGAUGCUACAAGGAGAGAAGCUCGAGGUGGCUGAAAUCUGAACUUCGAAAAUAGAUGUAUUUUUAAAAGAUUUUGAGUGGGUAAAUCAGCAUAUACUGAUUUCUUUUCUCAAUGUUCAAUGUAUUUCUAGAUGCUAUUAUUGCCAUUGUAAGCACUGCUUUUAUUCUUCCUUUUC
Messenger RNA from Nicotiana attenuata, 622 nucleotides. Its product is annotated as sm-like protein LSM2. NCBI's taxonomy places the organism in Eukaryota, Viridiplantae, Streptophyta, Magnoliopsida, Solanales, Solanaceae. Gene Ontology annotation, molecular function: RNA binding. The transcript has 4 exons. The record is from RefSeq and is a predicted model, not a curated record. Bases 200 to 481 code for a protein of 93 amino acids. Gene Ontology annotation, cellular component: U6 snRNP; Lsm1-7-Pat1 complex; precatalytic spliceosome. Gene Ontology annotation, biological process: mRNA splicing, via spliceosome.